AUGGCGGGGACGGGCGGGGCGGUGCUACCCGCUGCCCCCCGCCUCGGCCAAUCAGGCAGCAGCGCGGGGCGCGCGCCGGCCCCGCCCCAGGCCCCGCCCACUGCCGCGCCCGCGCCGGGCGGAGGCGAGCGCGGGGCGGAGGCGAGCGCGGGGCGGAGGCGAGCGCGGGGCGGAGGCGAGCGGAGGCGGGCGCGGGGCGGAGGCGGGCGCGGGGCGGAGGCGAGCGGAGGCGAGCGCGGGGCGGAGGCGGGCGCGGGGCGGAGGCGAGCGGAGGCGGGCGCGGGGCGGAGGCGGGCGCGGGGCGGAGGCGAGCGCGGGGCGGAGGCGAGCGGAGGCGGGCGCGGGGCGGAGGCGAGCGCGGGGCGGAGGCGAGCGCGGGGCGGAGGCGAGCGCCGGGCGGAGGCGAGCGCGGGGCGGAGGCGGGCGCGGGGCGGAGGCGAGCGCGGGGCGGAGGCGGGCGGAGGCGGGCGCGGGGCGGAGGCGGGCGGAGGCGGGCGCGGGGCGGAGGCGGGCGGAGGCGAGCGCGGGGCGGAGGCGAGCGCGGGGCGGAGGCGAGCGGAGGCGGGCGGAGGCGAGCGCGGGGCGGAGGCGAGCGCGGGGCGGAGGCGGGCGGAGGCGGGCGGAGGCGAGCGCGGGGCGGAGGCGAGCGCGGGGCGGAGGCGGGCGGAGGCGGGCGGAGGCGAGCGCGGGGCGGAGGCGAGCGCGGGGCGGAGGCGAGCGCGGGGCGGAGGCGAGCGCGGGGCGGAGGCGAGCGCGGGGCGGAGGCGAGCGCGGGGCGGAGGCGAGCGGAGGCGCUCCCGGGCCGCCGGGUCUGCUGAGGCCGGGGGGAGGGCGAGGGAGGUUGGUGAGAAGCUGCCUUAG
Molecule: messenger RNA, 861 nt
Organism: Colius striatus (speckled mousebird)
Lineage: Eukaryota; Metazoa; Chordata; Aves; Coliiformes; Coliidae
Product: circumsporozoite protein-like
Exons: 2
Coding region: 1-861 (286 amino acids)
Source: RefSeq, a predicted model, not a curated record